AUGUCAGAGGGAUACAGUCAUGAUGAACCUACAAGUGUAGUGUAUGGCUCAGAGUCGAAUUCUUAUCCUCUUCCUAUCAAGCAAGAGUAUGAACACAAUAAUGGAAGCAAUUACGGGCCAGUGUAUCCAGCCACUGGAAGAUCCUUGGCGGCCGACACGCCUUCGUCAUCAGCAAAUACACCUACGGCUGAUGUCGUCACGCCUGUAGGAUCACCUACAGGACAGAAACGACACUCCUUGGAUGGAUUGACACCACGUGCAUAUCUCGACGCAACAGUUGUGCCUGUGCUUCUAGAGGGCAUGAAGCAGCUGGCUACAGAGCGCCCUGCGGACCCUCUGACUUGGCUUGGAAACUAUCUGACAACCCGUGCGAGCACAGACCGUAAUCAACAGACAAGAAACACGACAACAUGA
Phycomyces blakesleeanus NRRL 1555(-) is the source of this 414-nucleotide messenger RNA. RefSeq lists its product as hypothetical. NCBI's taxonomy places the organism in Eukaryota, Fungi, Mucoromycota, Mucoromycetes, Mucorales, Phycomycetaceae. Bases 1 to 414 code for a protein of 137 amino acids. The transcript is spliced from 4 exons. The record is from RefSeq and is a predicted model, not a curated record.